Dreissena polymorpha is the source of this 2655-nucleotide messenger RNA. Its product is annotated as X-linked retinitis pigmentosa GTPase regulator-like. The record is from RefSeq and is a predicted model, not a curated record. The coding region runs from base 16 to 2577 and encodes 853 amino acids. NCBI's taxonomy places the organism in Eukaryota, Metazoa, Mollusca, Bivalvia, Myida, Dreissenidae. The transcript is spliced from 20 exons.
UUGUUAGUAACAAAUAUGGCGGCUGAAGAUGAUUCUGACAUUCCUGAAAAUGGAGCUGUAUUUACAUUUGGUAAAAGCAAAUUCGCAGAUAAUCUUCCAAACAAAUUUUGGGUCAGAAAUGACCAAGUCGGGGAUGUAGCUUGUGGGGAUGAACACACUGCAUUAGUGGCAGAAAGCGGACGGGUGUUCACCUUUGGGACAAAUGACUGGGGACAGCUUGGACUUGGGUCCAGUAAAACUGCUGACAGACCAAGCUGUAUCAAAUCUUUGAAGAGUGAGAAAGUCAAGUUGGUAGCAUGUGGAAGGUCACAUACAGUAGUUGCGACAGAAUCUGGAAAGAUCUUCUCCUUUGGUAACAAUGGAGAGGGCCAGCUAGGGGUGGAGGAUUCACCUGCCAGUAAUGUCCCCAAGUGUAUUGACAGCCUGGUUACACAGCAGUACAAACAGCUGGCUGCGGGCACAGACCACUCUGUGGCACUCACAGAGGAGGGUGCAGUGUAUGUGUGGGGUGGAGGCAGUGAGGGUCAGCUGGGACUGGGAGGUCGCACAGAGUGUCUCGACCCUGAGGAACUGAUGAUUGAGGAUGUUGUCACUUGCAUAUCCUGCGGGUACUACCACACAGCUUUAGUAACAGAAUCCGGCGGCCUUUACACAUUUGGUGAAAGUGAAGGCGGCAAGUUGGGACUAGGAGAUGACCCUGAUGAGACGGACACACCCCAGAGGGUGGAAAUACCGGAGGAUAUUACUGCUGUAGCUUGUGGGGGAUCACAUACUGUAGCACUCACAGCCAGUGGCAAUGUAUACACAUUUGGUGAUGGACCAAGCGGUCAACUGGGACAUGGUACUCAUUGUCUUCAAAUAUCUACGCCAAAGAAACUCAACAUUAAAUUCAAAGUGUCAGCCAUUGCGUGCGGGGAGAAUCAUACAGCUUUAGUAUCAGACAAAGGGCAGCUGUAUACAUGUGGGGACGGCAGGCAUGGAAAGCUGGCCCUAGGGCAGGAGAGUUUUUCAAACGUGUUUGUCCCUCAGAGAGUUAAACGAUUCUCAAAGUUUACUGUCGAAAAGGUGUCAUGCGGUGGAUGUCACAUGAUCUGUCUUGCCAAGCUGCGGCCGGGGAACUCUCCAGUGUCAGACUCCGAGGAGGAGACGAUAGGCGACUCCACGAAGAUCAACGGCCUGCUCAAUCAUAGUCUGAGGCCGGACAACUCCAUCGACCUCAACAACAGCGUCACCGCAAGAGAUCGACGAAGAAAGAACCAUGACUCAUUCAAGAAUGAUUUGAAUCGAACAUUGCCAGCAUUGGCGGGGGCAGAAAAACUUACCAGCGAACAUUUACACCAAACUGUGCCGGCAGUAAAAUCUCGGAAAUUGGAAUCUACUCAAAUUUCAAAGCAAAUAGGUGCUGGUGACGUAGGUAGCAUGGAGAAAGAAGUCAUUGAGGAGUCUAUCAAAGCGGUUACUAAUCAGCAUGAAAGCUCCUCCCCCAGGGCCAUGCCCCGCCCUCCACCCCGAAAACAAUCGGAUCCAGUAAAAGAGACAAAGAAAGAAGAAGAAAGUUCAGAAGAGGAAGAAGAUGAAGAAAUGAAUGAAACAUCAACAAUGGAAGUACACAAGGCCCCAGCACUACCAGCAAGAGCCCUACCAAAGCUGAAACACGAGUCAGAAAGUGAGGAGGAGGACGAGGAGGAGGAGGAGGGGGAUAAAGACAAGAAACAAGCCAGAAAACAACCUCCAAUACCUCCACAACGAAAACAAAAGCCAGAGAGCAAAGGCGUGGGAAUAUUUGGUCGCAAAAAGACAGGAAUUUCUGAUGAUGAAGAGGAUGAUGAUGAUGAAGAAGAAGUUGAAGAUGAAUCCAAGGAGAAUGAUGAUGAAAAGGUGACCAAAGAAACUGUUCAAUCUUUGCAAGCAACUGACAAGAAACCUAAAAACAAAGAAGAAACCAAAGAGAAUUUAGAAGAAGAUGAGGAAGAAGAGAAGGAAAAGGACGAAGAAAAGGAUAAAAAGUUGAAAGACAAGAAAAAAGACAAAGAUAAGAAAGCAGGCAAAGAUAAGGGUAAAGAUAAGAAAAAAGAUAAAGUUAAAGAAGAUACAAAAGAUAAAAAGAAAGGCAAAAAUAAAAAGGAUGAAAAGGAAGAAGGUGAUGAAGAGGAGGAGGAGGAGGAGAUGAUGAAGAAGAAACUGAAAAAGGCAUAUGAAGGAAAGGAAAAAGCAGACAAGAAAGAUAAGAAAACAGACAAGAAAGACAAAAAGGGUAAAGAUAAGAAAGAAGACAAGAAGAAAGAUACAAAGAAGGAUAAAAAGAAAGGGAAGAAAGAUGAUGAAAACGAGGAAGAGGAUGAGGAGAAUGAGGAAGUAGAUGUCGAAGCUGCAAAAUCUAAGAAGGACAACAAAGAUAAAAAGAGUAAAAAAGAAGACAAGAAAAAGGAUGACUCAAAUAAAGACAAAAAAGAUGAAGACUCCAAAGAAGGGGACAAUAAAGAAGACAAAGAAAAUGAGAAGAAGGAAGAAAAGAAAGAAGAUGAAAAACCUGCAGAGCCGCCAAAGAAAAAGUCCAGAACAUGCACCAUCUUAUGAGAAGACAUCAUGUUGGGAUUACAAACAAUGGCAGCAAGUUGUGUGCGAGGCAGAGGCGUAUUUGAGACCUUGACAUAA